Molecule: messenger RNA, 2640 nt
Organism: Seminavis robusta
Lineage: Eukaryota; Bacillariophyta; Bacillariophyceae; Naviculales; Naviculaceae
Source: the annotation of a GenBank genome assembly
CAGCGAGCCCGCAGCCAACCAACCAACCAACCAACCAACCAACUAAAAACGCAACCCUUUCUUGAAGACAGCAGCUAUAUUCAUUCAAGAUGGCAAAGUCUUCUUCAGGAAAGAAUAAGAGACAGGGUUCAAGUCGUCGUGGAGCCAAACGGCCCAAGAACAAUGCCAAUACAUCCAACAACCAGGAGGCAGUCAUCGUGGAUCCCUCCGUGGUGGGUGAUGGUGCUGCUGCCAUGGAAGGUACAGCAGCAAACGUGGAAGUUGAUCCCUUCAAGAAAAUCAUUCUGGAUCUCGGUAAAAGGCCCGAGUCAAUAUUGCAAGUCCUGUCUUAUGUCAAUGGAGAGGCUGCGAUGAGUCACAACCAGAAAGCAGUGUCAUACAACAAUGCUCAUAAGGCCAUUGUCUUUGAAAACGCUACAAGCAGUCAGUUUUCCAGCUCAGAUGGCCUUCGAAUGACACGUUACUUGCUUAGCAAACCUUGGAGCGAACCUCUGAAGGAUAUGGUUGCUUCAAGUGAUAAAUCCAGUGAUCUGUCAAGUCAAAUGUGUAGCAUCGUGGCACCCCUAGUUGUCGACUUUUGUGGGAGGCCAAGAUUCGACAACAUCCAUUUUGGUUGGGUUUGCAAGCACAAAUGCGUUUCGCUUGGAGCCAUCCGGUUCAAACGACACCGUGACAUACCUCGCGUUACCAGGUUGCUCAAUACAUUGGACACAAAGCUCAAAGUUCUGGAUAUUGAUCUUGUAGUCGGACCACGGACUGCAGUGGAGAGAGAGGUUAUAGCACAACGUUCUUCAUUGAUCCAAGCAUUGGUCCCAAAGUGUUCCACAGUGGAGGAAUUCUCAAUUACAGUUUCGGAUAGGGACAUCCCUUGCCAACUGUUGAGCAACAUGCCCAACUUGUUGCGCCUCAAGCUGUCACACAUGGAUCUUUGGAAUCCUGAAAACUUGAGCUCUCUUGUCCAGCACAUCCCCAAGCUGUCAAAGCUGGAACGACUGGAACUGAUUUCCAUGCAUCGGCCUUUCUCGGGAAGCCAAUGUGUCGUUAUCCGGUCCAGCUCUUUGCGUUCAUUGGAUGUUCAGGAAGCUGGUAACGUGUUUGUUACCUGUGAAUGUCCUCGUCUGGAGGCUUUCUGUUGUUGGUCCAAGAGUGGGACAUUGCCUCCAUUGUCUGAGAGUCAAUUUGACAACUUGAAGGGGUUACAUCGUGAUUAUAAGGCUACUGGGGAACCCUUUGUUGGAAUGGAGGUUCCAAGUUCGUGUGAAUUCACCGUCAAGAACUUUUCGGUUCUCAAAACUUAUUCGAUGUACCAACGACAGCUUGAUAAGAUUACCGCACAGCAGGCAGCUGCCUUGGCUGCUGAAGAUGCCUGAAACCGUGGCUAGCUAUUGUAAGGUGCUAUCCAUGACGAUGUCAUCUGCACCUUGAUUGAAGAUUCCUAUCCAGGCCAUCCGAGCUAGUAGGGUGGGCAACCAUUCUUGUGGUACAUCGUAUCACCCCCAAUUCCACAGCAACCUCCAUGUAUCUCAAAGUAAACUGUCUUCUAUAAGCUACUAAGUUCUGGUGCCAAGACAAGGAGGGGACCACAGAUACUUUUUUUCUCUGCAGCAGCCAGUCUGCACUCUGCCAUCACGAUUGAUACCUGGUACAAGCAUUAUAUAGAAAGAAACUUGUUGCACUCAUGCUGAAGGAAAGAUGCAUUUGGAAAUCCUGAACAGUACCCAUGCAACUGUCUGUCUCUCUAUCUUCUUUUAGUGUGCCAUUCCGAAAGAUCUAGCUCGUAGAUUGCUAUCCUAGUCAUCUUCCUCCAGGCUUGCCUUGAUCGUGGAAGCUACCCCCCUUAGCGACAGAUCUGGUACCUGGGGUGUCGUCGAAAACUCUUUGGAACGCAUUGGCAGACAAACACACCGAUGACGAAGCGGCACUGCUGGUGCCACCCAAGUCAAUACUCUCAUUGUGACGGCAAAUCCCGGAACAACACUCAUUGCCUAACCAACAGGGAUUUCCCGAAGGCUUGCAGCCGCUGGCACCAUCAGCCCAGAAAGAUACCGCUCCACCACUGCGGUGAGCAUGGGAUGAAGUCCGUUGUUUGUGGGUCGACUGAGGGACAAUGGGUGAAUGUUGAUGCCGAUUUGGGAACGACGAGGCAGACCUUGCCCCUGACUGUUGCGCUGUCCUAGUCACAACUCUUGUUGUUUCGACAGUGUUUAUUGUGAUGCUGCUGGAAAUGGUAGCUGGCGCCUUCGCAUCAUCUGUGGGCAAUGGAUCAAGAACGACAAACAUAGAAGAGGAGGGAGAGUCUUGGAACCUGGCAGCAGCAUCAUCCGACCGAUCCUCCUCUGACCGAUCCUUGCUGGAGGAUCUUUUGCCUCCGUCACCUUUCGUACUACUGUAGGUAGCAGGAAGUGCUGUUGGUUGAAGCGUUUCGUAUUCAGUGAUGUUUCCAAAGUCAAAAGCAGAAGAAUGGCUGCCUGUGAUGGGACUAAGAGUCUGACCAAAAGUCUCGGUGGAGCACCAGGUUGUAAUAUUACCAGUUUCAGGUUCGGUGCAAACCUGUCUGGCAAUCCAAUCGUAGUGAUACUGCACAGACGCAUAAACACCCGGACUUUGGCUUCGACCACAACUACCAACGCAUUUCCAAGG